Messenger RNA from Ilex paraguariensis (yerba mate), 1596 nucleotides. Lineage: Eukaryota; Viridiplantae; Streptophyta; Magnoliopsida; Aquifoliales; Aquifoliaceae. The record is from the annotation of a GenBank genome assembly.
AAUCUCAAGUUUCCAACCACGACACCAGACCCCAAACCCUAACGCCCAAUUCUUCCCCAUAAAUACAGUCAGAGCCCCAAAUUCUUCACAAUCCUCCAAUCCGUAGAUUCCCCACCAGAAAAUGGAGAACUCAACCCAAGAAUCCCAACUCCGAUCUGAAACAUUCGUCACCUAUGAAUCCCCUAACACCCUCUACGCCAUGGCCUUCUCUUCCUCCUCCGCCACCACCCGCCACCGCCGCAUCGCCCUCGGAAGCUUCAUUGAAGAAUACAACAACCGGGUCGAUAUCGUUUCCUUCGAUGAAGAAACCCUUUCAAUCAAAACGAACCCUAACCUCUCUUUCGACCACCCUUACCCACCCACUAAGCUCAUGUUCCAGCCAAACUCAUCCAAUCCCCUCCGCAAGUCCUCUGACGUCCUCGCCUCCUCCGGCGAUUUUCUCCGCCUCUGGGAAGUCCGUGAUAACUCCAUUGAACCCUUAUCUGUCCUCAACAAUAGCAAAAACAGUGAAUUCUGUGCCCCAUUAACCUCUUUUGAUUGGAAUGAGGUCGAAACUCGGAGAAUUGGGACUUCCAGCAUUGACACCACCUGCACAAUUUGGGAUGUUGAAAUAGGUGUAGUUGAAACUCAAUUGAUUGCGCAUGACAAAGAGGUUUAUGAUAUUGCCUGGGGUGAAGCUGGGGUUUUUGCUUCGGUUUCGGCAGAUGGGUCAGUGAGAAUUUUCGAUUUGAGGGAUAAAGAACAUUCGACCAUUAUAUAUGAGAGUCCUCAACCGGACACUCCAUUGCUAAGGUUGUCUUGGAACAAGCAGGAUUUGAGGUACAUGGCAACGAUUUUGAUGGACAGUAAUAAAGUUGUGAUUUUGGAUAUUCGAUCGCCAACUGUGCCGGUGGCGGAGUUGGAGAGACACAAGGCUAGUGUGAAUGCCAUUUCCUGGGCUCCUCAGAGUGUUAGGCAUAUUUGUUCUGCUGGAGAUGACGGGCAGGCCCUCAUCUGGGAGUUGCCUACUGUGGCUGGUCCUAAUGGUAUUGAUCCUAUGUCUAUGUACUCUGCUGGGGCUGAAAUUAAUCAGCUCCAAUGGUCGGCCGCACAGCCUGAUUGGAUUGCCAUUGCAUUUUCGAACAAAAUGCAGCUUCUAAAAGUUUGAGCUCCCAAAAGAUAGCAUGGUGAUGAACAUUUCACCUGUGGCGUUGGUCCACAUUUAUGGUUGCUGGAUAAGCGCUACACUUACCAUAUGGAAAUUGAUACUCGAAUUCUGGUGAGGAAUGUUGCGGUACUCAACUCAGUAGCUGCGGCUAUCUUUUUCAAAUAGUUGUUUCUUCGUUGAUUAGUUGUUGUAUAUUCUCAGCUGUUAGUUAUAUCCACCGUGUUUAGUGCAUAUUUUGAACCUACGCUACAUGAGUAAGCUUUUGUAAUGUGUUGACUACUGCACUGCACUGCACAUUAAUUUCUGGUGCAGUCUAAUAUAUAGCCAUGAUGUUUGCUUUCCUGCUUCUUGUGUUGAAUGCUGUUUUCAUGUGUGGUCAAUCUGUUGUCUAGAAAGUUGGGAUCCAUUAGUUUCAAUUUCCUGCUAUUUUGAGUGAUUCUUAAGAUAAU